Messenger RNA from Saccostrea echinata, 834 nucleotides. RefSeq lists its product as uncharacterized. Bases 1 to 834 code for a protein of 277 amino acids. Lineage: Eukaryota; Metazoa; Mollusca; Bivalvia; Ostreida; Ostreidae. The transcript has 5 exons. The record is from RefSeq and is a predicted model, not a curated record.
AUGAUUCCCUUCAUAUCUCUGUAUUUCGUGUCCUCGCUAUGGAUUGCAAACUGUCAAAAAAUAAUUAGAGUCAACUCCUAUGACUCCCUUGUGUCCAGCCUAGCAAAUGGAGCAGAUGUAAGAUACUUUUUUAACAUUUCAAUGUGCAUGGGUUCCUCUACGACAACAAAACAAGAUAUUCCUGUAUUCGGCGGUGACGUAAAAAUGUUUGUAGCUUCUAAAAAUUCAGAUAUGGAUACUGGAGAAACGAUAUUUAGCCAAGCACGAUACAUAGACGACAAAACAAUUGAUUUAAAUGAAGAAAUUCAAACAAUAUGGAUCAUCAAUGAUACAGCUCUGAUAUUUUGGGGGAGACCUGGCUUUUUUGUGAAUAACACCGCAGAUAUCGAUGGGAUGUAUUGUAAUUGGACACGAGGAGAGGGAAACAUAUGGAUCAAGAAACAUACAGAUGAAAAGCAACUGACAUCAUUCAAAGAAAUUCAUACCGUGCUUACUUCCGGUGGAGAGGUACGUUGGGUUGCAAACCUCGCAGGAUGUAAAUGCCCACCAGCACCUGACGACUGUAAUGACGCAUCAAUUGGUGAUACCAUCAAAGAUUUUAAAAUCAUGACUGAUGGAUCGAUAAGUUUCUCAACAUCGAUGACCUUUUAUUUACCACUGUCGGUGCAAUAUGUCCGAUUGAUUACAUUUGGCCAUAUUUAUGAGAACAACACUGCUAAUUUCAUGGUAUCUUACUUAGAUCCUACUACAUGGAAAGACGAAGAAAACGACAUGAUACAGUGUCCUAUAGCUCCCGGUCCCUCUGUUGUUGGAGCUAAUUUUUUCUACCACUAG